UCUUGUCAGGAAGUUAUAACAGAUUAUAAUAAGCGCAUUUACUUGUUGAAAUGGCAAAUCAAACUCAACUUAUCAUCGAUUUAGCUAAUCUUGGACUUAGCGAAAGGAAAAUAAAUGAAACAAUAAAAAAUGGAUAUCUGUGUAAAACAAUAUCAAACGCAUUGUUGUUUGUGCCAUGUGGCUAUAAAUUGACAAAUGUUGAAGGACAAUUAAUCUAUCAGGUUUGUACGAAAAUCAAGCAACAAUCAAUGAAUCAUUUAGAAUUUCUGGUUAAGAAUAUUCUUGAGAAGAAACUUGACACAUCACUUCGUAUAGAUUCAGCUCUCGAAUAUUUGCUGGUGAAUGGAACUAAUAAAGAAGUCGAUGUAGAACAAUUCGAAAUUUUUUGCGGUGUUGGCGUAGUUGUCACACCUGAAGAAAUUGAUCGUGCUGUGGAAUCUGUGAUUGCUCACAAUAGAAAAGCAAUUGAAGAUCAAAGGUAUCACUUUAAUGUAGGUAAAUUACUUGCUGCAGUACGUGCUAGCUUACCAUGGGCUGAAGGAAAGUCAAUAAAAAAUGAGGUUGACGUUCAAAUUUUUAAUUUACUUGGACCCAAAAGUGAAGCUGAUAUAGUACCACUUACUAAAAAGUCUAAAAACAAAACUGAAUUUGUUUCGGAGAUUAGUGCUUGUAACAGUUUUGCAGAGAUAGUUUUCGACGGAGCAAAGUCAAUUUCCGAACUGAUGAAAUCCGUUCAUUUCCAUGCUCCUGGUGAAAAUCAUAGAACAGAUGGUUACGUCAUUACAGAUCGAACAGCUGAUUUAUUAAAAGAACAUCUAUGUAGAACAGGAGGUUUAGUUCAAACUCGAUUUCCACCAGAACCAAAUGGUAUUCUACAUAUUGGUCACGCUAAAGCUAUUAACAUUAAUUUUGGAUACGCGAACGCUAAAAAUGGCGUUUGCAUAUUACGCUUCGAUGACACUAAUCCUGAAAAAGAAGAGGAGAAAUUUUUCAUUGGCAUCAAGGAUAUGGUUGAUUGGUUAGGAUAUAAACCGUUCAAGAUAACAUAUUCAUCCGAUAAUUUCCAACAGUUGUAUGAAUUGGCGGUUGUAUUGAUAAAAAAGGGACUCUCAUACGUGUGUCAUCAAACAAAUGAGGAAAUGAAAGGUUUUAAUCCCGAACCAUCGAAGUGGCGUAAUCGCCCGAUCGAAGAGAGUCUGCAGCUUUUUGAGGAUAUGAAGAACGGAAAGAUAAAUGAAGGUGCAGCUACAUUGCGCAUGAAAGUUACUCUUGAAGAAGGUAAAAUUGAUCCAGUAGCGUACAGGAUAAAAUUUCUUUUUCAUCAUAGGACCGGUAACGCGUGGUGUAUUUAUCCUACUUAUGAUUACACACACUGUUUAUGUGACAGCAUUGAAGAUAUAACUCAUUCGCUUUGCACGAAGGAAUUCCAAUCACGUCGCUCAUCUUAUUAUUGGCUUUGUAAUGCGUUAGAUAUGUAUUGCCCUGUUCAAUGGGAGUAUGGUCGACUUAACCUAAACUAUACCGUUGUUUCAAAACGAAAAAUUGGCAAAUUGAUAGCAGAAGGUAUCGUCAAGGAUUGGGAUGACCCGAGACUAUUUACAUUGACUGCUUUGCGACGGCGAGGCUUUCCGGCUGAAGCUAUCAAUAAUUUUUGUGCGCGAAUGGGCGUAACCGGAGCACAGAGCUCGAUUGAUCCAUCUGCGUUAGAAGCAAGCGUACGUGAUAUUUUGAACAUUACGGCUCGAAGGGCAUUAGUAGUAUUGGAACCGCUAAAAAUUACUAUCACAAAUUUCCAGUACGAUGCACCAGUUGAAAUAGUCGUUCCGAAUUUCCCAAGCGAUCCUAAUAAAGGAGUUCAUAAAAUUUGGUUGCAUAAUGUUUUAUACAUAGAACGUUCAGAUUUUACUGAAUUUCCUGAGAAGGGAUAUCGCCGUUUGACUAGUCAUCAAUCCGUUGGAUUACGUUACGCAGGACUUGUUAUUUUCGUAACCGAUAUUUUGAGAGAUUCGUUCGGAAACGUGGUUGAACUUAUUUGCAAGUGUGAACGCGGUGAAACCACGGAGAAACCAAAAGCAUUCAUACAAUGGGUGUCGAAGCCAACGGAGAUCGAAGUGCGGAUUUAUGAAAGACUAUUUUAUCAUAAAAACCCCGAGGAUACCAAUGAGAUACCCGAGGGAUUCGUAAGUGACUGCAACUUAGAGUCUUUGAGAAUUGUGAGUGCAUAUGGUGAUGCUUCAAUUAAAAAUGCUAAAGUGUAUGAUAAAUUUCAAUUCGAAAGAAUCGGAUACUUCUCGGUUGAUCCAGAUAGCAACGACGAUCGACUGAUUUUCAAUAAAACUGUAGGAUUAAAAGAAGAUUCUAGAAAAGCAUGAUAUUUCUUAUAUUUUCGUAAAAUAUUAUAAUAUCCUCAACUUCCAA
Messenger RNA from Malaya genurostris, 2418 nucleotides. RefSeq names its product probable glutamine--tRNA ligase (gene GlnRS). The record is from RefSeq and is a predicted model, not a curated record. Gene Ontology annotation, cellular component: cytosol; aminoacyl-tRNA synthetase multienzyme complex; cytoplasm. The transcript has 2 exons. Gene Ontology annotation, molecular function: glutamine-tRNA ligase activity; ATP binding. Gene Ontology annotation, biological process: translation; glutaminyl-tRNA aminoacylation. Bases 51 to 2372 code for a protein of 773 amino acids. Lineage: Eukaryota; Metazoa; Arthropoda; Insecta; Diptera; Culicidae.